Molecule: messenger RNA, 1044 nt
Organism: Nannospalax galili (Upper Galilee mountains blind mole rat)
Lineage: Eukaryota; Metazoa; Chordata; Mammalia; Rodentia; Spalacidae
Gene: Exog
Product: exo/endonuclease G
Exons: 5
Coding region: 1-807 (268 amino acids)
Biological process (GO): apoptotic DNA fragmentation
Cellular component (GO): mitochondrial inner membrane; nucleus
Molecular function (GO): RNA endonuclease activity; metal ion binding; nucleic acid binding
Source: RefSeq, a predicted model, not a curated record
AUGCACGCCAUGAGGUCCGCUACUGCCACUCCCCUCAGUGACGCAGACAGAAAACAUUGUAAAUUCAAGCCUGAUCCCACUAUCCCGUCGGCCUUCAGUGCGCUCAAUGAGGACUAUGUUGCAAGUGGCUGGUCACGAGGACAUAUGGCACCAGCAGGAAAUAACAAAUUUUCAAGUAAAGCCAUGGCUGAAACCUUUUACCUUUCUAAUAUUGUGCCGCAGGAUUUUGAUAAUAAUUCUGGAUACUGGAAUAGAAUAGAAAUGUAUUGUCGUGAACUAACUGACAGAUUUGAAGAUGUUUGGAUAGUAUCGGGACCUUUAACCUUACCUCAUACUGGAAAUGAUGGAAAGAAAGCAGUUAGUUACCAGGUGAUUGGCAAGGACAACGUGGCAGUCCCCUCACAUCUUUACAAGGUGAUCCUGGCUCGAAGAAGCGAGGAGUCUAAAGAACCACUGGCACUGGGGGCCUUUGUAGUGCCCAAUAAAGCCAUCAGCUUCCAAUCUCAGUUAACUGAGUUCCAGGUGAGCCUCCAGGACUUAGAGAAGAUGGCAGGUCUGGUGUUUUUCCCCCAUUUGGAUAGAACUUGUGAUAUUCGGAAUAUUUGCUCUGUGGACACCUGUAAGCUCUUGGAUUUCCAAGAGUUCACUCUGUACCUGAGCACGAGGAAGAUCGAGGCAGCCCGUUCUGUGGCCAGAUUGGAAAAGGUUCUGGAAACUUUGAAGGACGCAGGCAUCGAGCCGGACGAGUACUUCCUGAGUCGCUAUAAGAAGAAACUAGAGGAACUCAAAGCUAAGGAGCAGCCAUAAGCGCAGUGAAAAAGCCAUCCUAGUUUUCAUCUCUGGUUUUGCUAAUCACCUGUAAUGGAGCAGGUGUGGCUCUCCAGGUAGAUGGAGUUCAGCAGCUUUGCUCCUAAAGAAAUGAUGGAGGGGCUGGAGAGAUGACUCAGCAGUUGAGAACACUGACUGCUCUUGCAGAGGACCCGGGUUCGAUUCCUAACACCCACAUGGCAGCUACGAGCGUUCCUUAACUCCGGUUCCAGGAAA